AUGGCUUCUCUCCAGUCAGCACCCAAUAUGGCUGGCAACAUGAGUCUGCCGCCCAAUUUGACGCAGCAGCAUGUCCAAGAAGUUCUUCAGAAAUAUAAACAGAUGCAAGAGCAGGGCGUUCGCCAGGAUGACCCCGAGUACCUGAAGGCGCACAAUCUUCUUUCCGCCAUUCAACGACAGCAAGUCUACCAAAAGCAACGGCAAUAUGCGCAGCAGCAACAGCUUCAGGCACAGCAACAGCGCCAACAGCAACAGCAACAGCAGCAGCAGCAGCAGCUGAACGGUGCGACUCCGGAUCCUGCCGCCAACGGUGUCCAUGGUCGAAAUGGCUCGGUGUCUUCAGCUGCCAGCGCUGCACAGGAUGCGGCUUCCACACCUGCGGGCACACAAUCACAAACUCCAGGGCAGAAUGCAACUCAAAAGGGCGCACCUGUCACUAGCGGUAGCUUCUCUGCGGAGCAGCUAGCAACGCUCAGGAAUCAAAUCCUGGCUUUCAAGAUGCUGUCCAAGAACCUUCCGAUCCCCCCUCGUGUCCAGGGACAACUAUUUGCGUCGAAGAAAUCGCAAACUCCUACUCCUGCGGACAAUGUUGCGGCCGCAGAGAGCACCAUUGAAGGUGCAACACAAAACAAAGGCGAGCAGCCUAGUGAUGCCACUGAAACUGCCUCGCAGCCUAAAGAUUUUUACGAAAACUUCCAAUCCCCCUACGACUCUCUCUCUAAAAGCAUUAGCUAUACGGAUCACGCCUCUCGGGCCAAUCGCCCGCGGAUUCCGGCUUUGGUUCCGACUGGUAUUGACUUGGACCAGGUCCGCGAAGAUAGGGAAAUGGUCGUGUACAAUCGGAUCAAUGCACGAAAAGCAGAACUAGCCGAGCUUCCUACUAAUCUCGGUGUUUGGGAUACAAGCCGAAGUGAUACACCUACGGGUGAUGAUUCAUUGAAGCUCAAGGCAUUAAUUGAAUACAAGAUGCUGAAUCUUCUCCCUAAGCAAAGACUCUUCCGCAAACAGAUUCAAAAUGAAAUGUUUCACUUUGAUAACUUGGGAAUGACUGCAAACCGUUCGAGUCAUCGCCGCAUGAAGAAGCAGUCUUUGCGAGAAGCUAGAAUUACCGAGAAGCUAGAGAAGCAACAACGUGAUGCUCGUGAGACCAGGGAAAAGAAGAAGCAAUAUGAUCAAUUGCAGGCUAUUCUUAACCAUGGUGUUGAGCUCCAGAACGCUGCUACUCAGCAACGGACUCGCAUGCAGAAGCUGGGUCGUAUGAUGCUCCAGCAUCACCAGCACAUGGAGCGCGAAGAGCAGAAGCGUGUGGAGAGGACUGCUAAGCAACGUCUCCAGGCCUUGAAAGCUAACGAUGAGGAGACCUACCUCAAGCUCUUGGGACAGGCCAAGGACUCCCGUAUUUCUCAUCUGCUCAGACAGACUGAUAACUUCCUUAAGCAGCUUGCUGAUUCGGUCAGAGAGCAACAGCGUGGUCUGGCCGAACGAUAUGGUGAAGAUGAUCAGUUCUAUGAGGAAGAGGAAGAGGAAGAAGAUAUCGAGGAUGUGGGAAGUGAUGACGAUGGGGAAAACCGUGGCAGAAAGAAGAUCGAUUACUAUGCUGUGGCUCAUCGUAUCAAGGAAGACAUCACCGAACAGCCUAGCAUUCUUGUCGGUGGAACUCUGAAGGAAUACCAGAUCAAGGGUCUGCAGUGGAUGAUUUCACUUUACAACAACAACCUCAACGGUAUUUUGGCAGACGAGAUGGGUCUCGGAAAGACCAUUCAGACCAUCAGUUUGAUCACCUACAUCAUCGAAAAGAAGAAGAACAACGGUCCAUUUUUGGUGAUCGUCCCACUCAGUACCCUCACAAACUGGAACUUGGAGUUUGAAAAAUGGGCACCGGCUGUGAGCAGGGUUGUCUACAAGGGUCCUCCUAAUGCGCGCAAGCAGCAACAACAGCAAAUUCGCUGGGGAAAUUUCCAGGUUCUGCUGACCACCUACGAGUAUAUCAUCAAAGAUCGCCCAAUUUUGAGCAAGGUCAAAUGGACCCACAUGAUAGUCGAUGAAGGUCACCGCAUGAAGAACUCCCAGUCUAAGCUGAGCAGCACACUUUCACAGUACUAUAACUGCCGCUACCGUUUGAUUUUGACCGGUACUCCUCUGCAGAACAACCUUCCCGAGUUGUGGGCGCUGCUGAACUUCGUCUUACCAAACAUCUUUAAGUCGGUCAAAUCGUUUGAUGAGUGGUUCAACACGCCUUUCGCCAACACUGGAGGCCAGGACCGUAUGGAGAUGUCCGAAGAAGAACAGCUACUUGUUAUUCGUCGUCUUCACAAGGUUCUUCGGCCCUUCCUGCUCAGGCGUCUCAAGAAGGAUGUCGAGAAGGACUUGCCAGACAAGCAAGAACGUGUCAUCAAGUGUCGCUUCUCUGCAUUGCAGUCCAAGUUGUACAAGCAGCUUGUUACCCACAACAAGAUGGUGGUCAGCGACGGUAAGGGAGGUAAGACCGGUAUGCGCGGUCUUAGCAACAUGUUGAUGCAGUUGAGGAAGCUCUGCAAUCAUCCCUUCGUUUUCGAACCUGUGGAGGAUCAAAUGAACCCUGGCCGGGGUACCAACGACCUCAUUUGGCGAACCGCAGGAAAGUUUGAGCUUCUUGACCGAAUUCUGCCCAAAUUCCGAGCUACUGGUCACCGUGUCCUGAUGUUCUUCCAAAUGACCCAAAUCAUGAACAUCAUGGAAGACUUUCUUCGCUUGCGCAGUUUGAAGUAUCUUCGUCUUGAUGGUUCCACUAAAUCUGACGACCGAUCUGAUUUGCUGAAACAGUUUAAUAACCCCGAGUCUGAAUAUUUCUGUUUCUUGCUUUCAACACGUGCUGGUGGUCUUGGUCUUAACCUUCAGUCUGCUGACACGGUCAUUAUUUUCGAUUCGGAUUGGAAUCCUCACCAGGAUUUGCAGGCUCAAGAUCGUGCCCAUCGUAUUGGCCAAAAGAACGAAGUCCGUAUCCUACGUCUGAUCAGUUCUAACUCCGUCGAGGAGAAGAUUCUCGAACGUGCCCAGUUCAAGCUCGACAUGGAUGGCAAGGUUAUUCAAGCAGGAAAGUUCGACAACAAGUCCACCAAUGAAGAACGAGAUGCGUUGCUGCGAACACUGCUUGAAACUGCCGAAGCCGCAGACCAAGUCGGUGAUCAGGACGAGAUGGAUGAUGACGACUUGAACGAUAUAAUGGCACGAUCCGAUGUCGAAUUGGCUACUUUCCAGGCCAUUGACAAACAGCGAGCAGAGACCUCUGGAUACGGUACUGGCCAAGCACUGCCCCGUCUGAUGUCUGAAAGUGAGCUUCCAGACAUUUAUAUGGCUGAGGAAAACCCUGUUGCGGAAGAAGUCGAAGUCGAUCUGGGUGGGCGCGGUGCCCGUGAACGCAAAACUACCCGGUAUGACGACGGUCUUACUGAAGAGCAGUGGCUUAUGGCAGUUGAUGCCGAUGAUGACACCAUUGAAGAGGCCAUCGCCAGAAAAGAGGCUAGGGUGGAACGUCGUCGUGUCAAUAAGGAGAAGCGGGGUGGCAGGAAGGGUGAUGAUUCCUCGCCAGAACCAUCGCGGGAGAACUCUGAGACUCCUCAGCCGAAGAAGCGUCGUAGAGGCCCUGCUCCCAAGCGAAAGGCUGAGGAACUUGUGGAAGAAACACCGCAGCCCAAGCGCAAGAGAGGUAGACAGGCCAAGCCCGUGGAGACGUUGAGUAGCACAGAUCGGGCCGCUCUUCAAAGCAUUGUCAAUACUACCUACCAGGCUUUGAUGGAUAUGGAACAGGAAUUGCCAGCCGACUCCUCUGAUAGUGAAGAUGGACCCGUGACUCGCGCCAUUAUUGAUCCAUUCAUGAAGCCGCCUCCCAAGUCGCAAUAUCCAGACUAUUACAUGAUCAUCCAACACCCGAUUGCCAUGGAGAUGAUCAGAAAGAAGAUCAACCGUGAUGAGUACCAGAAUCUGAGGGAUUUCCGGAAUGACAUCCAUUUGCUCUGUCAGAAUGCCAGAACCUACAACGAAGAUGGCAGUAUCUUGUUCCAGGAUGCGAAUGACAUUGAGGCAAAAUGUGUUUCUGAGUUGAGGAGACUCACCGAGGAAUAUCCGCAAUUCGCCAACUUCGACGACGCAUCAGGCGAUGGUCUGGCUGCCGCUGCUCUCUCUGGCGCUGGGACGCCUAACGCCGCUGGGACACCUGGACAGCCCAAGUUGAAGCUUACUUUCAACAAUGGUAACCGGGAUAGCGCUGGAGCCAACGGAGUCGGCGAAGACGAAUGA
This is a messenger RNA of Aspergillus wentii DTO 134E9, 4275 nucleotides long. RefSeq names its product putative RSC complex subunit (Sth1). Gene Ontology annotation, biological process: positive regulation of transcription by RNA polymerase II. Lineage: Eukaryota; Fungi; Ascomycota; Eurotiomycetes; Eurotiales; Aspergillaceae. The coding region runs from base 1 to 4275 and encodes 1424 amino acids. The record is from RefSeq and is a predicted model, not a curated record. The transcript is spliced from 3 exons. Gene Ontology annotation, cellular component: nucleus. Gene Ontology annotation, molecular function: histone binding; ATP-dependent chromatin remodeler activity; DNA binding.